This is a messenger RNA of Zea mays, 3498 nucleotides long. Its product is annotated as Major facilitator superfamily protein. The transcript has 4 exons. Gene Ontology annotation, cellular component: membrane. The coding region runs from base 1251 to 2711 and encodes 486 amino acids. NCBI's taxonomy places the organism in Eukaryota, Viridiplantae, Streptophyta, Magnoliopsida, Poales, Poaceae. The record is from RefSeq and is a predicted model, not a curated record.
AGCGUCGCAUGGAGCCGUGCAUCCAGAACGGCACCCCUCUGGCUCUACGGCGCACCAUUCAUCCCUAUUUCUUCAGCAGGGGGUGUACUACUGUACUGGCUAUCUCUGACUGCUCUUGUCGUUGCACACCUUCCUUUUGCGUGGAAAUCGGUUCUGGCCUUCAAGCCUGUAAAGCUCCCCCCUUUCUGAUCCACACCAUCGCUGCUGCGCCUGCGCGGCCUGUUUGCAUUUCAUAGCCAGAACCCACUCUUUUCCUUCCUUGUUUUGCGCUAAAGCAGUCCAAUUAGCAUCGCUCGCUCAUAAGUCUGUUGGAGGCAGCAUUGAGCUAUUUCUGCAACCAAGUGUGUAUUCCUUGCUUCCCGCAAUCCAAAGCUGCCUCCUUUUCUCGGAUCCAAAUCCCGCAACGUUUUCGUCCAUUUGGCAAUCUCGCUGGUGCUUGUCAAGCUCUAAGCCUGACACCCCCCCCCCCCCCCCAACCCCAAUUCCAGCACCAAAAUCCCAUCUUUUUGCUUGCUGGUGCUGGUGAUUCCGUGGCCAGUCCGAUGGGGGCGCUUGGGGACAGGCUGCGGGCCUUCUCCACGAACCGGUGGCUGGUGUUCGUCGCCGCAAUGUGGCUGCAGUCCAUGGCCGGCAUCGGGUACCUCUUCGGCGCCAUCUCGCCGGUCAUCAAGGCCGCGCUGGGCUACAACCAACGCCAGGUGGCCGCGCUCGGCGUCGCCAAGGACCUCGGCGACUGCGUCGGCUUCCUCGCCGGCUCGCUCUCGGCCGUGCUGCCGUCAUGGGCGAUGCUGCUCAUCGGCUCCGCUCAGAACUUCCUCGGCUACGGCUGGCUCUGGCUCAUCGUCACCAGGCAGGCGCCGGCGCUGCCCCUCUGGAUGGAGAGCUGUUCGGUUUAGACCUUUUGUUUAGGAGGGAUUGUUCAAGAUAUUAAUGCUGCCUUCACUGAUCUUGGUCAAGAAAUCUGAAGAUUAGAGGAGUUCCUACUAAAUUACAGCAAAAGCAGUCAACUUGUUGCCUGUCGAACUGUUCUGUUCCCCAGUGACAAAACUCAUCUGUUUCUGCCCUGCUCAUUUUUUUAUGGAAUUGCCAAGUAGGUGGGCCUAAGAUGUGACCUGAUGAAUAAAUAUAAACAGCUGGACUGAACCAACCGAGGAACGAUUGCGUGGACGCUGGAUCGUAGAUCAGAUCAAUUGCAGUGAACACUUCUCUAAUCACGUUUAAUUUACUUCUGAAUUGACCAAUCAAAUCACAUGAGUGUACUGCUGAGGAUGUGUGUUCUUAUCUAUGUUGGGACCAACGGUGAGACAUUCUUCAACACAACCGCACUUGUUACAUGCAUACAGAACUUCCCCAAGAGCAGAGGUCAGACAGUGGGUAUUAUGAAAGGAUUUGCGGGCCUUAGCAGUGCAAUCUUGACGCAGCUGUAUGCAGUAAUGCACACACCAGACCAUGCAACACUUGUCUUCAUGGUUGCAGUUGGUCCAUCGUUGGUUGCUCUUGGCCUGAUGUUUAUUAUUAGGCCUGUUGGAGGUCACCGCCAGGUGCGUCCAUCUGACAAGAACAGCUUCUUGUUCAUCUACACUAUCUGUUUGCUCCUCGCCUCAUAUCUUGUCGGCGUCAUGCUAGUCCAAGAUUUCAUGCAACUGAGCGACAAUGUGGUUGGUAUUCUCACUGUGCUUCUUCUCAUACUUCUUGUUUUACCAAUCAUGAUCCCUGUGACCUUGACAUUAUCAUCCAAAACACAACAUCCAAUUGAAGAGGCUCUCCUUUUUGAAUCAUCAAAAGGAGAGACAAGCACUUCACAAGAGAAAGAGGAUCAGCCAGAGGUCAUUUUGAGUGAGGUGGAAGAGGAGAAGCCUAAGGACAUUGAUUCAUUACCUCCAUCUGAAAGGAGAAAGAGGAUCGCAGAGUUGCAGACCAAGUUAGUGCAAGCUGCAGCAAGGGGUGGGGUUAGAAUCCGGAGGAAACCACACCGAGGGGAAAACUUCACCCUGAUGCAGGCAUUGGUGAAGGCUGAUUUUUGGCUUAUUUGGUGUUCGCUCCUACUUGGAUCAGGAUCAGGUCUGACAGUGAUCGACAAUCUGGGUCAGAUGAGCCAGGCUGUUGGGUUCAAAGAUGUACAUAUUUUUGUGUCAUUGACGAGCAUAUGGAAUUUCCUUGGUCGUGUUGGAGGUGGCUACUUCUCUGAGAUUAUUAUCAGGGAACACGCAUACCCAAGGCACAUAGCGCUGGUAAUUGCUCAGAUCCUGAUGGCUGUUGGUCAUUUCCUCUUUGCAAUGGCUUGGCCUCGAACUAUGUACAUCGGAACCUUCCUGGUUGGACUCGGAUAUGGAGCUCAUUGGGCUAUUGUGCCAGCUGCUGUCUCUGAACUUUUUGGCGUAAAACACUUUGGUGCAAUGUACAACUUCCUCACAGUAGCAAACCCCACAGGGUCACUCAUCUUCUCAGGCCUUAUUGCUAGUAAUUUGUAUGACUAUGAAGCUGAGAAACAAGCACAAGGCCAUCAGAUAACAGCAUUGACAUCUCCAAGAUUGCUUCAUAACAUGGGUUUUCUUGCAGAUGGACCACUGAAGUGUGAAGGAGCUGUCUGCUUUUUUGUUAGCUCAUUGAUUAUGUCAGCGUUCUGUGUUGUUGGAGCUGGCUUAAGCCUCAUGGUUGUUUACAGAACCAAACGGGUCUAUACUCAACUCUAUCGUUCAAACCGCACAUGAAACUUCCAUGGAUAGGAUAUGCCAUUUCCUCAUGUUGUUCCAUGUACCAUAAUUUUUGCAUAUAUGUGUCGUAUACACACAAAAUUAAAGUUUGCAUGUAUAUUCUCUAAUCAUUUCAGAGGCUUUACUGCACGAACUGCUGUCCCCAAAUAGAAAUUUGCACGCCUCAUUUGUCGGAUAGACAGGCUGUAGCUGAAGCCUGAAGCUUGGACCAUGAAUUCUGUAAUGAAGGCUUUGUACUAAGACACACAUGUCCAUUCAGCUCCGGCUCUACUGUAAUUUUCUUUUAUGUGCAUGAUAGAAUCUUCUAUGAUUCUGCCAAAUCUAAGAGCUCUAGUUGUUAUUUUGUUGUUUCUCUUUUGUGAUGUAUCAACUUGUUACCAGUAAUUCUUGCUUCCUGCAUAGACUUCCUGUAUGCUUUGGUUCUAUAUAAACUGUAGUUGGGAACAAUGACCUGAAGAGACAAGAAUCACGAUUGUUACAUUGAGCAUCAACUUGGACCACGGAGCGCUUCCACUCUUGCUGAAUUGUGUUAUCGGAGCUCCAGUGCACUUUGCAGUACUAGGCAUAUCUCUGUCCUUGUACAUAUUGCCGUUAGUAGCUGCUGAUGAACAUCUUGGUAUUUGCAGAAGUGCUACAGUAACCUCAGAAACACCCACUGCUUGGCAUUUGCUCUGACGAAUGCUGAUGAUCCCUAUCCUUUUUUUUUUCUUCCUGAGCUUCUGAAUGUAACAUGUACCUAAGUGACCUUAUUUUAUUAUGAGAUCUGUGUGGUCUUCCUAUUCAA